Molecule: messenger RNA, 1464 nt
Organism: Ostertagia ostertagi
Lineage: Eukaryota; Metazoa; Nematoda; Chromadorea; Rhabditida; Trichostrongylidae
Source: the annotation of a GenBank genome assembly
AUGAUAAUGUUAGCGGCAGAUGUGUUUUCGUUCAGCGCUGUGUGCUCGCGUCGUUGUGGCCGUGUUCCGCUUCAGAUCUACUCGAAUCGAAUUCCUACUUUAGAGAUGCUGAUUCUGAAUGCGCCGUUCAUCGUCACGAAUCUGAUACAGCAGUGGUAUAAACAAGAACCGGAUCCUCCUGGUUAUCGCGUACGCGUCGUCACAGUCAAAGGAAUGUCUCUUGGAAAGCUUUCCAUUGAUAAGGUUGAUGUGAAGGGAAAGCGGGUGUUGAUUCGAGUAGAUUUCAAUGUACCUCAAAAAGAUGGUAAAAUCACCAACAAUCAGCGUAUUGUCGCGGCAUUGCCAACAAUUAAGUAUUGCUUGGACCAUGAUUGCAAAUCAGUCGUUCUAAUGUCGCAUCUUGGACGACCCGAUGGUAAGAAGAAUCCGAAGUUCACCUUGGCUCCUGUUGCUGAGGAACUCAAGAAGGUCCUUGGAAAAGAUGUGAAAUUCCUAACAGAUUGUGUUGGUCCAGAAGUAGAGGCAGCUUGUGCUGAUCCGGCUCCAGGAUCUGUUAUCCUUCUGGAAAAUUUGCGUUUCUAUAUUGAGGAAGAAGGCAAAUGCACAAACGAAAAGGGCGAAAAGCUCAAAGCGUCUCCUGAAGCCGUCGAGAAAUUCCGAGCAUCGUUGACGAAACUCGGCGAUAUUUACGUAAAUGAUGCAUUUGGUACCGCCCACAGGGCACACAGCUCAAUGGUGGGUGUGAAGCUGGACACACGUGCUUGCGGUUUCUUGAUGAAGAACGAGUUGGUUUACUUUGGAAAGGCUCUCUCUGACCCAGCAAGACCGUUUUUAGCGAUUCUGGGUGGUGCGAAAGUAGCCGACAAGAUUCAGCUUAUCAAGAAUAUGUUAGAUAAGGUGAACGAGAUGAUUAUUGGUGGUGGCAUGGCGUUCACAUUCCUCAAAGUUGAUCAGAAUGUGGAGAUAGGAAAAUCAUUGUUUGAUGAAGAGGGUGCGAAGAUCGUGAAAGACUUGUUGGCCAAAGCUAAGGAAAAGAACGUCCAAAUCCAUCUACCCGUAGACUUCGUGUGCGGUGACAAGUUUGCAGAAGACGCUACGGCUAAGACUGUCACUCUCGCUGAAGGAGUUCCUGCUGGUCACAUGGGUCUGGACAUUGGUCCAAAGUCCGAGGAGUUAUUCGCGGCAGCCGUCGCCAGAGCGAAGACCGUAGUCUGGAACGGUCCUCCUGGCGUGUUUGAGUUCGAGAAGUUCUCCCAUGGUACUAAGGCUCUCAUGGAUGCUGUCGUUAAAGCUACUGCAAAUGGCGCCAUCACAAUCAUUGGUGGUGGUGAUACCGCGACUUGCUGCAAGAAGUUCAAAACCGAGGACAAAGUCAGCCAUGUGUCAACGGGAGGAGGUGCCAGUCUUGAACUUCUUGAAGGGAAGGUUUUGCCUGGAGUUGAAGCACUCUCUCCAGCUCCCUAA